AUGGAUUCCGCUGCGGCCGUUUGCCGCAGUGGAGCGGAGGAUCCUCGGCUCCUCGGCCGCCAGUCCAUCAGUGGACAGCAGCAAAUACAGCAGAAGCUCCGACUGGAGGACCCGCCGUGCUUUGCAAGCCAGACCCCUGCUCUACCGCAUAAGCAGCCCCUGCGCCCUGGGAGGGCGAAAGUGCUACAAGAAGUGAAGGUGCGAGAUGCCAAGUCCAAAGAAGCGGAGGUCGUGGGCAUUCUGCGCCCAGGCAGCUACGUCAAGGUGGAGGAGAUUCGUCACAAAGCUGCAAGGGUGGAGUACAUGACCACAGGCCUGAAUCUUCAGGGCUGGAUCGUGUUGAGCAAAAAUUCUCAGCCUGUCCUCCGUGAAGAUCCGUUUGACAUCAGACCGGCCACAAGCUGGGCUUUGCAAAGAGUCCGCGAGGCGGGGCGGAAGCGUCACUGCCGGGAUGCCUUCCGCAAAACUCAGCAGAACCCUUGCGACCGGCCUUUCCAGAAAGCCCACCGACUGACGUCCAAGCACAGUUGCGCACAGGCAGCUCUUCCCAGCAGCAAUCCGUCAACGCGCCGGUGGGCGACUACCGAGACUUGCCUGCUGCGGCAUGGCGCAAGCCGCCACUCCCACGACGCAGAGUCGUUAAACUGCUAUGCGGGCGAUCAUCGCAGUCUGCCUGCUGCGGCAUGGCGUGAGAUCCACAGGCAGUUUGAAACUUCUGGCAGCGCGUGUGUGGGAGAUCAUCGCGUGCUUCCGGUUGCAGCAUGGAGCAGGAUCCACAGGCAAUUCGAAUGUUCUGGCAGCGCCUGUGCGGGAGAUCAUCGCGUGCUUCCGGUUGCAGCAUGGAGCAGGAUCCACAAGCAAUUCGAAUGUUCUGGCAGCGCCUGUGUGGGAGAUCAUCGUACCUUGCCCGUUGCAGCGUGGUACAAAAUCCACAAGCAAUUCGAAAGUUCUGGCAGCGCCUGUGUGGGAGAUCAUCGUACCUUGCCCUUUGCAGCGUGGUACAAAAUCCACGAGCAAUUCGAAAGUUCUGGCAGCACCUGUGUGGGAGAUCGUCGUACCUUGCCCGUUGCAGCGUGGUACAAAAUCCACAAGCAAUUCGAAAGUUCUGGCAGCGCCUGUGUGGGAGAUCAUCGUACCUUGCCCGUUGCAGCAUGGUACAAAAUCCACAAGCAAAUCGAAAGUUCUGGCAGCGCCUGUGUGGGAGAUCAUCGUACCUUGCCCGUUGCAGCGUGGUGCAAAAUCCACAAGCAAUUCGAAAGUUCUGGCAGCGCCUGUGUGGGAGAUCAUCGUACCUUGCCCGUUGCAGCGUGGUGCAAAAUCCACAAGCAAUUCGAAAGUUCUGGCAGCGCCUGUGUGGGAGAUCAUCGUACCUUGCCCGUUGCAGCGUGGUACAAAAUCCACAAGCAAUUCGAAAGUUCUGGCAGCGCCUGUGUGGGAGAUCAUCGUACCUUGCCCGAUGCAGCGUGGCACAAAAUCCACAAGCAAUUCGAAAGUUCUGGCAGCGCCUGUGUGGGAGAUCAUCGUACCUUGCCCGUUGCAGCGUGGUGCAAAAUCCACAAGCAAUUCGAAAGUUCUGGCAGCGCCUGUGUGGGAGAUCAUCGUACCUUGCCCGUUGCAGCGUGGUACAAAAUCCACAAGCAAUUCGAAAGUUCUGGCAGCGCCUGUGUGGGAGAUCAUCGUACCUUGCCCGUUGCAGCGUGGUACAAAAUCCACAAGCAAAUCGAAAGUUCUGGCAGCGCCUGUGUGGGAGAUCAUCGUACCGUGCCAGUUGCAGCGUGGUCCAACAUCCACAAGCAAUUCGAAAGUUCUGGCAGCGCCUGUGUGGGAGAUCAUCGUACCUUGCCCAUUGCAGCGUGGUCCAACAUCCACAAGCAAUUCGAAAGUUCUGGCAGCGCCUGUGUAGGAGGUCAUCAUACCUUGCCCAUUGCAGCGUGGUGCAAAAUCCACAAGCAAUUCGAAAGUUCUGGCAGCGCCUGUGUAGGAGAUCAUCGUACCUUGCCCGUUGCAGCGUGGUGCAAAAUCCACAAGCAAUUCGAAUGUUCUGGCAGCGCCUGUGUGGGAGAUCAUCGUACCUUGCCCGUUGCAGCGUGGUACAAAAUCCACAAGCAAUUCGAAAGUUCUGGCAGCGCCUGUGUGGGAGAAAAUCGUACCUUGCCCGUUGCAGCGUGGUGCAAAAUCCACAAGCAAUUCGAAAGUUCUGGCAGCGCCUGUGUGGGAGAUCAUCGUACCUUGCCUGUUGCAGCGUGGUACCAAAUCCACAGGCAGUUUGAUGUCGCUUGCGGCAGACCCCCGGCACUAGCCAGUUUGAGUUGGUGGGCGGCCUUUUGUAAUGCCGCCACCGAGUCUCUGUGCUGCAGCCGGUUGAGCCAUCUGCGUGCAGUCGUUUUUGGUCAGGAGUAG
Molecule: messenger RNA, 2400 nt
Organism: Symbiodinium natans
Lineage: Eukaryota; Dinophyceae; Suessiales; Symbiodiniaceae
Source: the annotation of a GenBank genome assembly